ACUUUUAGCUUUUCUUUUUAUGCAGUUUGCCGAACAGCUGUUGUCGCUGCAGUCGCACUCAUUGAUCGAGAUAGCGCCCAGUGAAUGGAGCAUUUUACGGGAUCUCUACGCCCACAAAAGAUUUGAAUCGACCGGAUAUGCAUUGAUAGACAACUACAUCAAAUGGAAAGCCAAAGAACCAGAGCUUGAUAUUCAAUGUUUGUCCCUCGACGGUGACUGGCAAAGCGAUGGCACAUUUCUAAUGAUUAUAACCAAUGACAACCAGCGAAAAACAGUAUUUUUCAAUACACUCAGCGAUGAUCUGGAGCGUUUAACAAAUGCACUACUUUGUUUGGCAUCCAAAUCCGGCGUCUAUGUGCUACAUGAUUAUGGCGAGCGUCUGGUGCCAGCAGUCGAUGCCUAUAUAAGGAAUGUGGUGAACGCGAAGAUGGAGACAACCCAAACAGCCUGGUACAGUGCCAGCAAAGAACUUGUUGCCACAUUUUCUAUAGAGCCACCUGUUGGCAUCGAGUUGCGCAGCGUGGACCCCAAAGAUGCUGCAACAAUAAAUGAGAACUGGCCACAUGGUAGCCCAGAUUCUCUGAAGUUUGUCAAACGUUUGAUAGACUAUAAUGUUUCAGUUGGCGCCUAUGAUGAGCAGGGAAAACUAAUAGCCUGGUGCUUGAGACAACCAAUUGGUGCACUGAGCUUGCUGCAAGUCCUGGAAACCCACAAGCGUCUUGGCCUGGGCAGUCUCAUGGUGCGCUAUUUGUCCAGGAAGAUCUCCGACUUGGGUGAUGAAGUCAUGGCUCCUGUUAUCACAGAGAAUACGGCGUCGCGGCAAAUGUUUGAGAAGCUAGGCUUUCAGAAAAUUGACAACGUUUAUUGGACUUGGUAGCUAACUUUAUAUACAAGUAGCAUAAAAAAAAAAUUGGCUGUUUCUACAUUACAAGGCUUUGCUUUCAGGGCUCUCAUUAUGUUUUCAAAUAUAUAUAUUCUGAUAUUGUCGCGUUCGUUGUGCUGUGGCUUGAUGGCCUUCGCCUGCCUGUUUUCCAUUGGGAAUUCCGAUCUGGGUCUGCAUCGUGAUAUACGCAAUCCCGACAAUCCAGAAGUACAGGAAUAUAUUCACAUGCAGCAACGCUUCCAGACAGCCCAAGCAUCUCUACCCACAAGGCCUCCACUGGCAUCUCCUGCCCUUGUUGCCGGAGUGAGGCCAUACAGUAGCACAACAUCUCAACCUCGUCCUGUUUUUGCUCCUCUUCCUGCUGCUGCUCCUGUUCCUAUUGCUCCUUCUUAUGUUGCUCCAUACAGGCCAUCGCCUCCAGCGGUGGAUGUUCGUGCUUCAGAUGAUAUUGCUCGCAAUAUUUUGACCUUUACUCACCAGCUAGCCAACCAGAUCAAUGAGAAUUAUCGCAAAACAACAAUAUUUUCGCCACUGAGCAUUGUGUCCGCACUGGCGCUACUACUGGUCGGCGCCAAGGGACGCAGUUACUCCGAACUGGCGGCAGUUUUCGGCCUAAACGAUAUAAUUCAAUUGCAUGAACAAUUCGGUCUGAUGGUCAACGAUGUGCAGCAGCCAACAAUCAAGACAACUUCACCAUUGCGUCAAUUGGAUGAAUGGCAUUAUAAUAUACGCAGGAGCCUGAGGAACUAUCCCAAGAAUCGCAAUGCGCCACACGAGCUGCAUGUGGCAAAUGGACUGUUUGUGCAACAGGGCUACAGUCUCAAUCCCGACUACAGACAAGCUAUUUACGAAGUCUACAAUUCGGAUGUGAAAAUACUUGAUUUUGAGAAUAAUCCAACGUUGGCAAAGAAUAUGAUUAACGCCUGGGUAUCGAAGCAUACAAGGGGCAAAAUUGAUAAUAUCAUUGCCGACGAAUUGCCGCACACGACACGAAUGAUAAUGGCGAAUGCAUUGUACUUUAAGGCCAUGUGGGAGAUUGAUUUCAUUGUUGGCAGCACCAGAGUUGAGGAUUUCUAUCCCAAUGGUGAGGGCACCCAGCCAGCGAUACCCGUCGAAAUGAUGGUCGGUGCUGGAUCAUUUCCAUACUAUGAGGAUGUGCAGUUGAACUGCCGCAUCAUUGGUCUGCCCUAUCAUGGCAAUCUGACGACCAUGUAUAUCAUUCAACCCAUGCGCUCAUCUGUCGAACAGUUGUCGUAUCUGCAGCAGAGUCUAACUGCCGAUGUCAUUGAGCAGAUGAUUAGACAAAUGGUUCGACGAUCGAUUAUUGUGGCAUUCCCCAAGCUGCACAUUACCGAAUCCCUGAAAUUACAACGUUUGCUGCAACGCAUGGGACUCGCCGGCAUCUUUAUGGGUGCCCAAAGUGAUUUUGCCCUAAUUGGCAAUGAAGCAUCGAAGACACCUGCUUAUUCCGCUGUCAAUUCGGGUUUGAGUAGCCUCGAGAAUCUGAAUGCGCAACGUCGGGCGGCAAUGCAACCGAAUCAAUUGCCGACACCACCCUCGGAACUGAUGGUCGCUGAUAUUCUGCAUAAGGUGGACUUUGUGGUGAAUGAACAGGGCACAGAGGCAGCUGCCGCAUCGGCGGCAGUACUAAAAAAAUCCGGGCCAGAUGUGGUAUUCCGUGCGGAGACUCCAUUUAUAGUGCUGGUGCGUAGCGAUCUGACAAAGCUGCCAUUAUUCUAUGGCAUCAUCAAUGAGCCGCCCGCAGCAUCACCAUCAACACAUAGAAAUAUUUAAUUAAUUUUCAUAUAAUUUUAAUCAAUUUAAGUAUAGUUUAGCAUUCGAUUUGUAUUUAUAGAAUUUCUAUUUUGUAAUUGUUGUUGUUAGUGACCUUUCCAUUCUAUAUGUAUAUAUAUAUAUUUACAUGUAGAUUUGUAGCGAACAAAAUCAAGUGUCAAUUUGUGAGACAUCUACAUUUUUACAUUAAUUAAUAAUAUUGUUAAUACAUAUAUAACUAUGCAUGUGUUAAACAAUCUACUUAGUGUACAUAUUUAAAAAGGUCCUAUUAAUAUAACAAAUAAAAGAGAAUUUUUUCAAAGAAUUGCUAAAGAU
Drosophila grimshawi is the source of this 2992-nucleotide messenger RNA. RefSeq names its product serine protease inhibitor 28Dc (gene Spn28Dc). The transcript has 7 exons. NCBI's taxonomy places the organism in Eukaryota, Metazoa, Arthropoda, Insecta, Diptera, Drosophilidae. The record is from RefSeq and is a predicted model, not a curated record. Gene Ontology annotation, molecular function: serine-type endopeptidase inhibitor activity; acyltransferase activity, transferring groups other than amino-acyl groups.